Messenger RNA from Neoarthrinium moseri, 1299 nucleotides. RefSeq lists its product as uncharacterized. The transcript has a single exon. Gene Ontology annotation, molecular function: transferase activity, transferring alkyl or aryl (other than methyl) groups. The coding region runs from base 1 to 1299 and encodes 432 amino acids. Gene Ontology annotation, biological process: alkaloid metabolic process. The record is from RefSeq and is a predicted model, not a curated record. NCBI's taxonomy places the organism in Eukaryota, Fungi, Ascomycota, Sordariomycetes, Amphisphaeriales, Apiosporaceae.
AUGAAUGCCUUUUGGCAGCGCUUAAUUCAAUACUUGUCAUCAAUAUGGUCCUAUUUCCCUACGAUCGUGGCCGCCCAGGCCCGCACGGGUGCCUUUAUUCUACCGCCUCGACAACAACCCAGCACGCCAACUCGACAUACGCAGAAGGGCCUCUUAUUAAGGGAAGCCUAUAGUGAUGAGCCAAAGGCCCAAGACAUCAGAGACCCUCCGCAGAUCUAUUGGUAUAGAACAGCAGGACAUGUCCUAGAUGCUCUAAUGCAGGGGGCUAACUACUCCCGUCCGGCCCAUGAUUAUGUUAUGUCUUUCUUCAAAGAUACCGUGGCCCCAUUUCUUGGGCCCACCGACCAGCCUAGCUUCAAGAGAUGGGAAAGCUUCAUGACUGACGACCACUCACCCAUCGAAAUUAGCUGGGACUGGCGUGGGUCUGCCGACGAGCCCGUCAUCCGGUUCUCAAUAGAGCCGAUCGGGUUGCAUGGAGGCACUUCUGUUGAUCCGAUGAACGCAGUUGGGCCCGAGUCAUUCAAACGCACGAUACUUGAAACACUGCCGAAAAUACAUACGUCCUGGUUUGACCAUUUCGACUUGUUUUUUAACGGGCGAGCAACCCAAGCUAGCACAGAGGAAAGCCACCCAUCUCGUAUCUUCUGGGGGUUUGACUUGAAAGGAAGUUGCAUCACUGCCAAAGCUUACUUCUUUCCCGGUCCAUCGGCACGCUCAAUGGGUACAUCCAACUUUCACACAAUCGCCCAAGCUAUAGUCUGUGCGCCGUACUGUACACCCGACAAGAUCCAGGCCUUUGACAAGCUUGCCACGUUCGCUGACGGUCCCGGCACUGAAGCACUAGAGUUCGAAAUGCUUGCUAUAGACAUGGUGGAUCCUCUGGAAUCACGAUUUAAAAUCUACUUCCGAGAUCGUAGCACUAGAUUCAGUUCAGUCUGUGAUGCGAUCACUUUGAAGGGGCAGAAGACUGGAGUCCACAUAGAUAGGGGGCUUCGAAGCCUCGAGCAGCUAUGGUGUUCCCUUUUUGAUCUGUCUGAUGUAUCUGAAGAUGCGGAACUACAACUGAAUGAGCACCGAACGGCUGGAAUUCUGUACAAUGCCGAGUUUCGUCUUGGAAGCAGGUACCCGGAUGUCAAGAUCUACAUACCAGUUCGCCACUAUUCGAGCAGUGACCAGAACGUCAUGGAUAGAGUGGAGGAAUUUAUAGACAACCAGAGGCAGGGAAUCCAUCUGGUAAGGAGAAGCGCGUCUGAGGUACCGAGUUCAGCGUAUGCUGAGGCCAUGAAGCGUAUCUUGUAG